Durio zibethinus is the source of this 1079-nucleotide messenger RNA. RefSeq names its product F-box protein SKIP28-like. Gene Ontology annotation, molecular function: protein binding. Lineage: Eukaryota; Viridiplantae; Streptophyta; Magnoliopsida; Malvales; Malvaceae. The record is from RefSeq and is a predicted model, not a curated record. Gene Ontology annotation, cellular component: cytoplasm.
UAAGGAUGACGGUCUCUCUAUAUAUAAUUCCAUCAUAUAACAGUUCCUACCACCAAAAUAUUAUGGAGAUUGAACAGAGCAAGGAACAUGCACCCCUUUCCCAAAAGGAAUUCUGUUCUGAAGAAGAGGGUCCAGGGUCACCCCACGAGGCUUUGUUUCUUGUCUUGGCCUACCUUCCUUUAUUUGAGCUUCUUGCCAUGAGUGAAGUUUGCAAGUCACUGAGAGAAGCAGUGAACAAGGAUAUACUGCCAUGGCUAAACAUAAUUGUUGAAAGGCCUUUGAACGUGCGGUUGACUGACGAGAUUCUGACGAAAAUUACUUCCAAGGCAGAUGGUAGGCUAAGAACCUUGGCUCUAAUGAACUGUGCCAGGAUUACUGAUGAUGGGCUUCAAAGUGUAAUUGCCAAAAAUCCCCUUAUUAACAAGCUGUACCUACCAGGUUGCACUGGCUUAACCCCAAAUGGAGUAAUAAGAGCUGUGCAGACACUGUCCGUACACCAGCACAGCCUCGAAAGCCUUCAGAUAAACGGCAUCUACAACAUGAACAAACAACACCUUGAAAGGCUUCAAUAUUACCUUCUAACAAAGCAAAUACAGCAGCAGGUUCAGCAAAAGCAGCAGUCUCUCUUUUAUCAUACUUACAGAAAGUUUCAAGCAUAUAGAUGGGAAGAAUUUGGCCCAAUUAUCGAUGUGGAAAUCUGUCCCAAGUGCAAUGAAGUAAGGAUUGUUUUUGAUUGUCCCAGGGAGGAUUGUAAAAGGAAGAGAGAUCAUUCACUGUCUGCUUGUAGGAUGUGCAAGUUUUGCAUUCCUAGGUGUGAAGAAUGCGGGCUGUGUGUCAAACCCGGAGAAGUGGAAGAGGCUGUUUGCUCAGAUACUCUCUGCUCAGAUUGUUGGAUUCAGCUUUCGAAAUGUAAUUUUUGUAACAAGCCAUGCUGCCGGCAGCACACCAGUCUGCAGAUUAGAUCUAGGGGAUCAACUGGUUGGAUUUGCGUUGUUUGCCAUGAAACAUUCCUGAGUUCGGAUGAUGUUGAACAAUGACAUUCCUUGCAUGUCUAUCAUUUUUCUGACUUACACUAUAAA